AUGAGCCGGAGGAACAGGAGCGGUCCUAAGCUCGAGUUGAAGCUGAACCUUUCGCCACCUCCUUCUCAAGGCGAGCAGAUGAGUAUGGUUCGGUCUCCAAGCAGAUCAAACACAGCUUCACCAAACUCAUGCGUUUCCUCUGAACCGAGCCAGGAGGAGAUGGAGACACCAAUCUCAAUGGUCCUCGUCGGUUGCCCUCGUUGCCUUAUGUACGUUAUGCUCUCUCAGGAUGAGCCCAAGUGUCCCAAAUGCAAAAGCACCGUCCUACUCGAUUUCUUCCAUGAAAACGCCUCAGUCGAUACAACCGCUCCCGCCGUCACCACUAAACGCAACAAGAGCUUAAUAACCAAUAUUUAA
Brassica napus (rape) is the source of this 357-nucleotide messenger RNA. RefSeq names its product protein GL2-INTERACTING REPRESSOR 2-like. The record is from RefSeq and is a predicted model, not a curated record. The coding region runs from base 1 to 357 and encodes 118 amino acids. NCBI's taxonomy places the organism in Eukaryota, Viridiplantae, Streptophyta, Magnoliopsida, Brassicales, Brassicaceae. The transcript has a single exon.